Molecule: messenger RNA, 2229 nt
Organism: Emericellopsis atlantica
Lineage: Eukaryota; Fungi; Ascomycota; Sordariomycetes; Hypocreales; Bionectriaceae
Exons: 3
Coding region: 102-1835 (577 amino acids)
Biological process (GO): regulation of transcription by RNA polymerase II
Molecular function (GO): zinc ion binding; DNA-binding transcription factor activity, RNA polymerase II-specific
Source: RefSeq, a predicted model, not a curated record
ACUUCACCCACGUUCGCUACCAUUACUGGUCAGUCUACACGCUCUAUCCGUGUAGCUACCUCGUAUAUUCUUUACUUCUCGUUCAUCUCACCAUUCUAGCAAUGGCUGGUCCAGGUGGCGGUCCUCCUCGCCGGAGUCACACCAAGUCUCGCAAGGGUUGCGAAACCUGCAAGAAACGCCAUAUCCGCUGUGACGAGAGCUUCCCGCAGUGCCGCAACUGCACCAAGCACAAGAUCCGCUGCCCGUACAACGAUGUCCCGGCGUCCGACCCCAACAGGUCCACGACGCCCGACAAGCCUGAUCUCAUGUGGACCCCCGAGAUCGAGGCCAGCCUCCUGCAGUGGCAGCAGACCAACGUGUUUCCCUUCCCCAGCAUGGGCAUCUACCCAGUGCCCGUGGCCAGCAGCUACUCCUGGGAAGACCUGAGGUUGAUCUAUCACAUUGCUUCCGUCUACGAUGAACUCUCUGUCAUGGAUGCUAAUAACUUCACCCUGUGGACUCGCCACAUCCCCAUUAUCCUGAGAAUUGGAGCCACGACUCCGUACGUCAUGCACGCACUGCUCGCCUUCUCGGCCAUGCACAUUGCUUUCCUCACCGACUGCCCCCUGGUCGGUGGAAUGGGCUUUGAGCACCGAGGCGUGGCGCUGAGCGGUCUCCAGGAAGCCAUUGGUGUCUUCUCACGCGAUAACUCGGAUGCCAUUCUCGCUGCAUCCCUGGUCCUCUCCUGGCAGGCUACGGACUGGUCCGGCUGGAACCAGCUCAUGCAGGGCACCUCGACCAUCAUGUCCGCCAUGGAGGGCUGGAAGAACGAGUCGCAGUUCGUUGACUUCAUCGCCGAGAGCAGGACAUUUCCCACUGCUCCCCCUUCCCCGAGCUCUGACCACCGCCGCGCCCAGCCACGCAAGGAGGACCUCGACGCCUACCAGAGCACCCUUGAACAGGUCCAAAAGGUUGAGGCCCACCUCAAGAGCCAGAAGGAUGCCUUCAAGGUCGACACGACACAAAUCCAGAACUUGGUCAGCUUCCUCAAAGGAUCUCGCAAGAUCAGCCACACGCUCCCCAUUGCCCAGCAGUUUGAGCGCCUGAGGUCUCUCCGUGACUGGCUCUUCUGGAUGCCCGUUGCUUACCUGCAGAACUAUCGAUGCUCCCCCAACUCCCUCGUCGCCAUUGCCCACCUGUACACCGUGGCUAUCUUGAUGGAGCGUCUGUUCCCGGAAAUCGGAUCCGCCUACUUUGGUAGCCUGUCCCUGGUCCCGGUCGAGGAGAUUGCCCGGCGCCUCAUGUCUUACAGCGUCACCGACAACUUCGAUUCCAGUGCUACCGUGCCCCUGCGAUUGAUGGACUUUCCCAUUGACUCGGUUGGUGACUUCCGCGCUCGCAUGGGUUGGGUCCAGCCAGAGCGCACCCAGUCGUUUCCCACGUUCCAGACUCCCAGCUUCCGGACUUUCGACAGUCGCUCCGAGUACGACAGCAGCUCCGAGUCGUAUGGCCUGUAUGGAAAUCCUGCCUUCAGCUACAGCCACGAGUCGAUGCCCGUGCUCAACGCCGCUGUGAGCCACACCCACAGCCCCGUCGGAAGCGUGGUCAUGCCUUCGCCCUACCAGUCGCAGCCGCAGUACCUCAACAUGCCGUCUCCCAUGUACGCCGCCGGACCCUACAGCCCGACGCCAUCCCACUUGGACGGCUCCGUCACGUACAGCGACACCGACGAGUACAGGAACUGGGACAUGGGCGCCGCCAUGCAGGCCCAGCCGUCUCCAAUUUAUCACGAUGCGCGUCACAGCUUCGGUGCCGGGUUCGUCUCUCCUACCACCACCCAACCCGUGUGGAUCUGAAAUACACCACGGCGGCCUUGCUUUUGGAGACGACUGAAUGGGGAUUGACCGUUGCCGUCCAGGAACUCAAACAAAUCGACAUCGACGCCACCACUACUGCACCGCCCGCCUCACACGCCUGGUAUGGCCUCCUCCUCGGAGCCGCCGCCCGUCUUGAUGAGCUCCAUCCCGCACUACCAACACCGGCAUCGACAGACUCCUUCCGUCUCCUCUGGACCGCAUUCUCCAUCUCCGUUGGCCCAGGCUCCUCUCAACCACAUUCCUGAUCCCAAGGACAAGGGCAAGGGCAGACUACACCAUCCUCAGUGAUUCACGAUGUGCCACCACCAGCCUCAUCCACUGGUUGCACGAUCCCGCUUUCAGUACCGCAUGUUUUUUAUUUUGGAUUUACACC